Venustampulla echinocandica is the source of this 501-nucleotide messenger RNA. RefSeq lists its product as uncharacterized. Gene Ontology annotation, biological process: SCF-dependent proteasomal ubiquitin-dependent protein catabolic process; mitotic cell cycle. Gene Ontology annotation, cellular component: nucleus; cytoplasm. Gene Ontology annotation, molecular function: cullin family protein binding. The record is from RefSeq and is a predicted model, not a curated record. Bases 1 to 501 code for a protein of 166 amino acids. The transcript is spliced from 3 exons. Lineage: Eukaryota; Fungi; Ascomycota; Leotiomycetes; Helotiales; Pleuroascaceae.
AUGUCUGACUCCAAGACCAUGAUCACCUUGAUCAGCAAUGACAAUGUUCACAUUCAGGUUGAGAGAACCGUCGCCGAGCGCUCUAUGCUCAUCAAGAACAUGCUGGAGGAUCUGGGAGACUGCGCCAUGAGCUCUGCUAUCCCCAUCCCCAACGUGAAUGAGCCCGUCCUCAAGAAGGUUAUCGAGUGGUGCGAGCAUCACAAGAACGACCCUCAAACCACCGCCGACGAUGAUUCUGAUUCUCGCAAGAAGACCACCGAUAUCGAGGAGUGGGACCAGAAAUUCAUGCAAGUUGACCAAGAGUUGCUCUUCGAAAUCAUCCUCGCCUCCAACUACCUCGACAUCAAGCCUCUCCUCGAUGUUGGCUGCAAGACAGUUGCGAAUAUGAUCAAGGGCAAGUCUCCUGAGGAGAUCCGCAAGACCUUCAACAUUACCAACGACUUCACCCCGGAGGAGGAGGAGCAGAUCCGCCGGGAGAAUGAGUGGGCUGAGGACCGCUAG